CUUGCAUCCCCCCCCCCUUGCUCUCUUUGUGUUUGUGUACCUCCCCUUCCUUCUUCCUUGCUUCGCCAUGUCCAGUUGCCUCUGCGUCACUGCUGUCGCCAGGCUGCCCCUUGGUUUCGGUGGAUGUUUCCUCAGAUCGUAGCUAGAUAGAUAUCUGUAGAGUGGCAUCAGAAUUCGUUUUGGCUUCGUUCUGCUUGUGACACCGAAAGAACUUGAGGACCUACGGUUGACGAGACCGUGUGCGACGACUUCGAGGGUCGUGAUGGGAUAUUGUAGGAUGCGGGAGGCACUUCGAGGGUGUGAUAGGUUGGUGCUGGUGGGCGCGUGGAAGUGAUCCUUGUCUUGGCACGGUGACAUACGUUGAGGGAUCACUUCAGAGUUGGAGUGAAAGGCGUGAAUGUGUGUGAUAUUCGAGAUUUUGUAGUCCGAGGAUCUAAGUUAGAGAUGCUGAUGCUGAUCUCUGGAAAGGACAGUACUAGACGCGAGAAUCACAUCUCUUAGACUGCACCUGAAGGUUGAUUUCGUGCCCCAGGAGUUUGAUGAACGGAAUUCACGUGCUCGAGGGACUGAGAGCCCUAAAACUAUGCAGUUGGUGCACGGAAAAUGAGGGGGAUUUCACAUAUGACGUUUCAGAAUUUCGCCGUUGGGGUCAUUUCAGCGCACAAAUGAUCCUUUGUGCCGAUUGUGAUACACUGGUCGAUGCUGUAGCUGAACCAUCUUUGAUUUUGCGGUGCAGUAGGCCAGAAAUAGGGUGGAGGUGAUUGCAAUGAGGUAUGGAUGGUGGCCAACGGGUGUCUGGCGGUGCGCGGGGUGCGUGGGUGGAUGCUGGUGUGGGUGAUCCUGGUGAAGAGAGCGUUGAAGAGAAUCUCGUGUGGGGUGAGCGGCUCUGGGUUUCGGGUGUGUAGGUGGGGCAUGUCGGGGCGGAGAAGCGGGUCGUCAAUGAUGCCUCUGAAGAGCCUGAUACGGGAGUUUCAGGAGAUGAAGGGCGGGAGAGGGGGCAUAUCGCGGCGGAGUUUCGAGCUGAAGUUUCCGCACCACCACAAGGGGAGGUCGAGUGGGAUGGUGCUGGACGAGUCGCAGCUGAGAGUGGAGGCGGUUGUGAAGCAGAGCUGCUGGGCGAACAUGCCGCCGGAGCUGCUGAGGGACGUGAUACAGAGGGUGGAGGCGAGCGAGAGCGCGUGGCCGGGGCGGAAGCACGUGGUGGCAUGUGCAGCGGUGUGCAGCUCGUGGAGGGAGAUAACGAAGGAGCUGGUGCGGACGCCAGAGCAGUCAGGGCGGCUGACAUUUCCGAUUGCGCUGAAGCAGCCCGGGCCUCGUGAGAGCACCGUGCAAUGUUUUAUAAAGCGAGAUCGAACUUCUUCUACGUAUCAGCUCUAUUUGGGGCUUCCUCCAUCUCUUGUGGAGAAUGGGAAGUUCCUAUUAGCUGCUCGAAAGUUUCGAAGGGCCGCCAGUACCGAUUAUAUAAUAUCACUCAAUCAGGAAGACAUUUCAAGAGGAAGUAACACAUAUGUUGGAAAACUCAGGUCCAAUUUCCUGGGUACAAAGUUCACAAUCUACGACAGUCAGCCAUCGCACAACGGGGUGGCAGCAUCCAACCGCGGGGCCUGGCGUAUGGGAACCAAGCAGCUGUCAUCUCGUGUACAUUCUGGAAGUUACAAUGUAGCGCACAUAGCUUACGAGCUGAACGUGCUGGGCACGCGGGGUCCGAGACGAAUGCAGUGCACUCUGCAUUCAAUUCCGGCGUGUGCAAUGGAGUCGGGAGGCAGCGCCCCGACACCGACAGAGCUAGCAGCGGGCAGUUUGGAGGAGGUCCACGUCCCGUACUCGAGCAUCAUGUCGUCCCCGCGGUCGAAAGCGGCGGUGGUGGACAGCAGUGCGUUGGAAAGCAGCGAGUUUGUGUCCGGGCUGUUGAACAAGGAGGAACCGUUGGUGCUGAGGAACAAGGCUCCACGGUGGCACGAGCAGCUGCAGUGCUGGUGUUUGAACUUCCGCGGGAGGGUGACGGUGGCGUCGGUGAAGAAUUUCCAGUUGGUGGCGGCGACAUCGGUGAAGGCGGUAAGUGCCGCAGCAACGACGUCAAGUUCGUCCGCGGACCACGACAAGGUGCUGCUGCAGUUCGGGAAGAUUGGGAAGGACAUGUUCACGAUGGACUACCGGUACCCUCUGAGCGCUUUCCAGGCGUUUGCGAUCUGUUUGAGCAGCUUUGACACGAAGUUGGCUUGUGAGUAGGACGUUGUGCAGUGAGACGGAAGAGCGUUGUUAUCUUCAUUCCUUGAAGUCCAGUUCUUAAUUUUUUGUGAAUGACUGGACUCUUUUCGUGUGUCUCGUUGGGUCCACUUCACUAAUUGAAAGACACUGUGUCGGGGUCCAUAGUGCUACGGUUUAUUGAGCAGGUUCGAACACCACGAUGGUUCCUGCUUGAUGGUGGUUUGUGUCGCAUAACGCUAUCUCAUGAUUUCUCAUCUUACCAUAGAGAGAGCGAUGUGUACGAACUGUUCUGGUGGCCUCUCAAAGAAAUGGACAUUUUAGUCACCGUUGAGACUUUGUGUAGGUUAGGGCCUUGUACUUACCAGGUUGCCCAGGUAAGAUACUGUCCCUCUCAGCUAUUCGAACUGUACAUAAGUUAGCAUUCUUUUGUUUAGUUUCUGAAAAUUACUCUCUAAUUGGAUGAUGGUGUCUUAUUAUGCCCAUUUUUUGUUCUCAGCAACAGCAGUUGCCUAAUUUGUUUCCAAUUGAAUUAACUUUUGUCCUUCUCUUUUUA
Messenger RNA from Physcomitrium patens, 2761 nucleotides. RefSeq names its product tubby-like F-box protein 3. The record is from RefSeq and is a predicted model, not a curated record. NCBI's taxonomy places the organism in Eukaryota, Viridiplantae, Streptophyta, Bryopsida, Funariales, Funariaceae. Gene Ontology annotation, molecular function: protein binding.